UCUCCGAGGCACUGAGGCGCACAGCUGCAACCGUCUCCACAGUCGUGUCUGGCUUGGGGGAGGUGGCCAGAGAAGCGGGGACCUGUGCCACUAGGGCACCACGGGAAUUCCCAGGAACCAGCUGAGGCUGACUCGCUUUUCGCAGAGCCCCUGGGAUGUGCCUUAUGGUCCUACUGGGGAGGCGGUGGCCAGCGACAAGGGACUCUGUGUUUGCCUUGGGUACUAAGUGCCUCUUGUUGCAAAGAACUUAUCUUGAUGGGGGCAGAUGCUCUCAUAGCCUGGUCCCUUCUCUGUCCCCCUUGUCCUCUCACAGGUGUCUUCGAGGGGCAGGCAGCCCUGAGGACUCUUAACUGCCUGCACGGUACGAGCUGUCCCGGUCCGCAGCUGGGAGGGAAAAAGAAAGGAGGACGCCUCACCCAUCAGGUGGCCGGUACUAAGGUGCAGUGCUUGGUGGGGCCUUCGGAGCACACCACGUCGUAACCUGGCCCGAGUUCCCCAGCUGCUUCCCCAGCUACUCACCUGUUCCCAGAGGGUCGCAGAAAGAGAGAAGGGAGAGGGAGGGGGAGAGACCCCCAGUAAGUCCCCGUGCAGGACCGAAAUGUCUCGGUCCAUGGGCACAGUUUGGAAAGACAAUUUUCCAGACUCGUGGCGAGGGGAAGACAAAGGACAGGUUGCCGGCAGAGACGCGCUUGGUGCAGAGGGACGACCUCCUGAUCUUCGGGGGGACCUGACCGCAGGGGCGUUGGUGGGCCUGUUGACCGUGUCGCAGUCACUCGGCAAGUCUUCGCUGGCCAGCAGGAGGACUCUACAUGCUGCACACAGACAGGCCUCUGCUUCCCUCUCCCUUCGGGUUUCCACACUCGCGACCCCGGACACAGCCCUGCCGCCUGCCCCCAGUCAGGCACCACUGAGUGCAUGUCCAGGCCCCGCCUGCCUCGCCCUGUGUCUGUUACCUAAUCCCCUCAGGUGACCCGCCCGGGAGUAGGUGCCCACAGCCCCAGGCUCCCUUUGUUCCCAGUCAGCAUCUCCUUGGAAAGCAGUGGCUGCAGCUAGAGGCUCAGGCCUGGCUUCUCUGGGGUCCUCCUUUUGUCCGUUCUUCUUGACAGAUGUCCCUGAGUAGGGACACAAACCCGGCAGAAGGCCAGGUCACCCUGAAGGAAGCCCUCUGGCUGCUUGGGUUCUGGGCAGUGCUGGCCUCAGUCCAGUGCUCUCAAGGCCGCCCCUCGUGGCGUUACAUCUCCUCAGAGGUGGUGAUUCCCAGGAAGGAGUUACACCAUGGCAAGGGCGUUCAGAUGCCAGGCUGGCUCUCCUACAGCCUGCAUUUUGGGGGCCAGAGGCAUAUUAUCCACAUGCGGCCCAAGAAAAUCUUUUGGCCUGGACACCUGCUCGUGAUGACUCAGGAUGACCAAGGAGCCUUGCAGAUGGACUACCCCUUCAUCCCUUCCGACUGUUACCACCUCGGCUACUUGGAGGAGAUUCCUUUCUCCAGGGUCACGGUGGACACAUGCUAUGGGGGUCUCCGAGGCUUUAUGAAGUUAGAUGACUUAACCUACGAAAUCAACCCCAUGAGGGAGUCUCAAAGGUUUGAACACGUCGUUUCUCAGAUAGUAGCAGAUGCCAAUGCAGUGGGACCUAUGUAUACACUGGGCUCCAAAGAGGAAGAAGACGCCCUGUUCUCUCUAGAAGAUGCCAGUGCAGCCCCCAGGAUCGCUAACACCUUCAGUAACUGUUCCUUUGUACACAUCCAACAUAAACUUGUCAAUGACCUGGGCCUUCAUGGGGAGCCCCUGUGA
This is a messenger RNA of Phacochoerus africanus (Common warthog), 1793 nucleotides long. Its product is annotated as disintegrin and metalloproteinase domain-containing protein 20-like. Gene Ontology annotation, cellular component: plasma membrane; sperm head plasma membrane; external side of plasma membrane. The record is from RefSeq and is a predicted model, not a curated record. The transcript has 3 exons. Gene Ontology annotation, biological process: male gonad development. Lineage: Eukaryota; Metazoa; Chordata; Mammalia; Artiodactyla; Suidae. Bases 1107 to 1793 code for a protein of 228 amino acids.